AUGGAUCAGUGUGAGGACAGAGAGGAGGGAGUCCCUCCCUCUAAAACCACUCUGUGUGGGGAACAUGAGAGCCAGACCAAAGCUCAGAGGAACCCACCUGGACCUGGACCUGAACCCAGUUGUGUGUCCUUAAAUCGGAAUGUGUUGAUGGAUGUCAUUAGUAGAUUUGAGCAAAAGCAGUCAUCAAAAACAAAGAUCCUUCAGAUCAUCCAACCUCAACCUAAGCCCAGCUGUGUGUCCUUAAAGAGUGACCGGCCUGCAGAGCGUUACAUUGAUCUUAAAGGUCAGCGUGGAUCUGCUGCAGAGAGACUGACUCAGGAGGAAGAGGAGGACAGAGCAGAGCCUGCAGGAUCCAGCUGUCCGUCCAUGAGGAGUGACCGGUCCAAAGGUCAACCUCCAAACUUCAGUGAUGGACCAACAGACAAUCAAUUCUCAGUUAUAGCAGCUCCUCAGAGAACCUCAGAGCGAAGAAGAGAGAAACAAAGUGACAGAGAAAGAUGCAGAAACAGGAAGAGAAGAAGAAGAGGACAGGAAAGGGAAGAGCAAAAAGUGGACCAGCAGAGCUCAAAGGUUCCCAGUGGUCAGUCUGCCCAGCAGCAUCAAACACAUCUGGACUCCAUAUUUAUGCUGCUGGAGGACAACAUCAUCACUUUUGUAAAGAACGAGCUGAAGAAGAUCCAGAAGGUUCUGAGUCCAGAUUACCCAGAAUGCUUAGAGAGUCAGCAAGAAGGUGAGAAUGAAGAGGACAGGAGGACCAGCAAAGACGCAUUUGGGAAGAUCACACUGGACUUCCUAAGAAGAAUGAAGCAGGAGGAGCUGGCUGAGCGUCUGCAGAGCAGAACUUUCAGUGGUGUUUGUCAGCAUAAACUUAAAUCUAAAAUUAAGAAGAAGUUCCAGUGUGUGUUUGAGGGCAUCGCUAAAGCAGGAAACCCAAUCCUUCUGAAUCAUAUCUACACAGAGCUCUACAUCACAGAGGGAGGGGCUGCAGAGGUCAAUGAGGAACAUGAGGUCAGACAGAUUGAAACAGCAUCCAGGAAACCAGACAGACUAGAAACAACAAUCAGACAAGAAGACCUCUUUAAAGGCUCACCUGGAAGAGAUGAACCAAUCAGAACAGUGCUGACAAAGGGAGUGGCUGGCAUUGGGAAAACAGUCCUAACACAGAAGUUCACUCUGGACUGGGCUGAAGACAAAGCCAACCAGGACAUCCAGUUCAUGUUUCCAUUGACUUUCAGAGAGCUGAAUGUGCUGAAAGAGGAAAAGUUCAGCUUGGUGGAACUUGUUCAUCACUUCUUCACUGAAACCAAAGAAGCAGGAAUCUGCAGCUUUGAACACUUCCAGGUUGUGUUCAUCUUUGAUGGUCUGGAUGAGUGUCGACUUCCUCUGGACUUCCACAAAACUACAAUCCUGACUGACCCUAGAAAGUCCACCUCAGUGGAUGUGCUGCUGACAAACCUCAUCAGGGGGGACCUGCUUCCCUCUGCUCGCCUCUGGAUAACCACACUACCUGCAGCAGCCAAUCAGAUCCCUCCUGGGUGUGUUGACAUGGUGACAGAGAUCAGGGGAUUUACUAACCCACAAAAGGAAGAGUACUUCAGGAAGAGAUUCAGGGAUAAGGAGCAGGCCAGCAGGAUCAUCUCCCAUAUCAAGACAUCACAAAGCCUCCACAUCAUGUGCCACAUCCCAGUCUUCUGCUGGAUCACUGCUACAGUUCUGGAGGAUCUGCUGAAGACCAGAGAGGGAGGAGAGCUCCCCAAGACCCUGACUGACAUGUACAUCCACUUCCUGGUGGUUCAGGCCAAAGUGAAGAAGGUCAAGUAUGAUGGAGGAGCUGAGACAGAUCCACACUGGAGUCCAGAGAGCAGGAAGAUGAUUGAGUCUCUGGGAAAACUGGCUUUGGAUCAGCUGCAGAAAGGAAACCUGAUCUUCUAUGAAUCAGACCUGACAGAGUGUGGCAUCGAUAUCAGAGCAGCCUCGGUGUACUCAGGAGUGUUCACACAGAUCUUUAAAGAGGAGAGAGGGCUGUACCAGGACAAGGUGUUCUGCUUCAUCCAUCUGAGUGUUCAGGAGUUUCUGGCUGCUCUUCAUGUCCAUCUGACCUUCAUCAACUCUGGAGUCAAUCUGCUGGAAGAACAACAAACAACCUCCCAGAAGUCUGAAACAGGAGAAUCUGCAGAGAAAUCCUUCUACCAGAGUGCUGUGAACAAGGCCUUACAGAGUCCAAAUGGACACCUGGACUUGUUCCUCCGCUUCCUCCUGGGUCUUUCACUGCAGACCAAUCAGAGUCUCCUACGAGGCCUGCUUACACAGACAGGAAGUAGCUCACAGACCAAUCAGGAAACCGUCCAGUACAUCAAGAAGAAGCUCAGUGAGAAUCUAUCUGCAGAGAAGAGCAUCAAUCUGUUCCACUGUCUGAAUGAACUGAAUUAUUGUUCUCAAGUGGAGGGGAUACAAUGGUACAUAAAAUUGGAAAGACUCUCCACAAAUAGAUUGUCUCCUGCUCAGUGGUCAGCUCUGGUCUUCAUUUUACUGUCAUCAGAAGAUCUGGAUGUGUUUGACCUGAAGAAAUACUCUGCUUCAGAGGAGACCUUUCUUGGGCUGCUGCCAGUGGUCAAAGCCUCCAACAAAGCUGUACUGAGUGGUUGUAACCUCUCACUGACAAGCUGUGAAGCUCUGUCCUCAGUUCUCAGCUCCCAGUCCUCUAGUCUGAGAGAGCUGGACCUGAGUAACAACAACCUGCAGGAUUCAGGAGUGAAGCUUCUGUCUGCUGGACUGAAGAGUCCACAUUGUAAACUGGAAAUUCUCAGAUUGAGGGUCUGUAACCUCUCAGUGAGAAGCUGUGAAACUCUGUCCUCAGUUCUCAACUCCCAGUCCUCUAGUCUGAGAGAGCUGGACCUGAGUAACAACAACCUGCAGGAUUCAAGCAUGAAGCUUCUGUCUGCUGCAGUGGAGAGUCCACACUGUACACUGGAAGUUCUAAGACUGAGUGUCUGUAACCUCUCAGAGAGAAGCUGUGAAACUCUGUCCUUAGUGCUCAGCUCCCAGUCCAAUAGUCUGAGAAAGCUGGACUUAAGUGACAACAACCUGCAGGAUUCAGGAGUUUAUCUUCUGUCUUUUGGACUUCAAAGUCCACAUUGCAUACUAGAAACUCUGAGUCUGUCACACUGUCUGAUCACAGUGGAAGGCUGUACUUCUCUGGCUUCAGCUCUGAGCUCCAACCCUUCCCAUCUAAGAGAGCUGGACCUGAGCUACAAUCAUCCAGGAGACUUAGGAAUGAAGCUGCUGUCGGCCGGACUGAAGGAUCCACACUGGAGACUGGACAUUGUCAGGGCGGAGCCUGCUGGAGUGCAAUGGCUGAUCCCAGGUCUGAGGAAGUAUUCGUGUCAACUCACAAUCGACACAAACACAGUACACAAAAAACUCAAACUGUCUGACAACAACAGGAAGGUGACACGUGUGGAGGAGGUUCAGUCAUAUCCUGAUCAUCCAGACAGGUUUGAUGUUUGGGAACAGCUGCUGUGUAGAGAUGGUCUGACUGGUCGCUGUUACUGGGAGGUCGAGUGCAGAGGAGAGGUUGAUAUAUCAGUGAAUUACAGAAGAAUCAAAAGGAAAGGAGGCAGUAAAGACUGUGUGUUUGGAUGGAAUGAUCAGUCCUGGAGUCUGUGGUGCUCUGAUCAUCAUGAUUCCUUUUGGCACAAUAACACAGAAACAUCCAUCUCCUCCUCCUCCUCCUCCUCCUCCUCCUCCUCCUCCUCCUCCUCCUCCUCCUCCUCCUCCUCCUCCUCCUCCUCUGGCUCUAACAGAGUAGCAGUGUAUGUGGACUGUCCUGCUGGCACUCUGUCCUUCUACAGAGUCUCCUCUGACACUCUGAUCCACCUCCACACCUUCAACACCACAUUCACUGAACCUCUUUAUCCUGGGUUUGGGUUCGGUUCUGGUUCCUCAGCCUCUCUGUGCUGAGCUGAGUGUAAAGAGCGUCCUCCUGUUAGAGAAACACUCUGACUGUUGAACAGAUAGUUCAGUCUGUACAUGUCUGUCUCUUUCACUCACAAACACGU
Molecule: messenger RNA, 4058 nt
Organism: Archocentrus centrarchus (flier cichlid)
Lineage: Eukaryota; Metazoa; Chordata; Actinopteri; Cichliformes; Cichlidae
Product: NACHT, LRR and PYD domains-containing protein 12-like
Exons: 14
Coding region: 1-3960 (1319 amino acids)
Molecular function (GO): protein binding
Source: RefSeq, a predicted model, not a curated record